Erpetoichthys calabaricus (reedfish) is the source of this 1857-nucleotide messenger RNA. RefSeq names its product E3 SUMO-protein ligase ZBED1-like. The coding region runs from base 1 to 1857 and encodes 618 amino acids. The transcript is spliced from 2 exons. Lineage: Eukaryota; Metazoa; Chordata; Cladistia; Polypteriformes; Polypteridae. The record is from RefSeq and is a predicted model, not a curated record. Gene Ontology annotation, molecular function: protein dimerization activity; DNA binding.
AUGGAAAAUGCAGUGGAAAAGAAUAUUCAACCUGCCCCGUCCUCAUUUAAGGCAUACGUUUGGGCACAUUUUGGAUUCUACAACAUCGAUGGCAAGAAAGAGAUUGAUAAAACUCACGUCAUAUGCAAGCUUUGUAAAGCUAAAAUCAAAUAUUUUGGAAACACUACAAACCUCAGGACUCACAUGGCACGUCAUCAUCCAGAGGAUGCAAACAAAGUUCAGCCAAAAGUAAGAAACAUUCCAGGAGACCAACGCACUCUGCAUCAAUGUUGCAAACUUCCAACCAACUCUGAACGGGCGAACAAAAUAACUCAAUCCAUAGCCUGUUUUAUUUUCAAAGAUCUGUGUCCCUACAGCGUUGUUGAAAAUGAAGGCUUUCGGUACAUGCUGAAAACAGUUGAGCCUAGAUACGCUAUACCAAGCCGUCAGCUUUUUGCUGAAAAAGCGAUACCUCUGUUAUACGAAGAGACGAAGAAAAAAGUAGCAGAAGCGUUGAAGAAAGCAACAAGAGUAGCCUUAACAUGCGAUGCAUGGACAUCAAGGGCAGUCCAGUCGUAUGUAACCUUUACCGCUCACUAUAUUACAGACAACUGGGAGCUUGAGUCGCGAGUUUUACAAACUACAGCAAUAAAUGAAAGCCACACAGCCGCACAUAUAAAGGAGAACAUUCAAUCUGUCGCACAGGAAUGGCAGCUCACAACCACUGACCUGGUAAUUGUUACCGAUAACGCUGCUAACAUGCUAGCUACUGCACAGCUGGGAAACUUUCAACACGUUAAAUGUUUCGCACAUACCAUCAACCUCGCGGCACAGAGAGCUCUGAAGCUGCCGUCUGUUUCACGUCUGCUGGGGAAAAUUCGGAGAAUUACCAGAUUUUUUCAUUGCAGUGCCACCGCAAAUCAUGUCUUGAAACAGAAACAGAAACUUCUGGAGCUGGCACCGCACAAGUUGACAACGGACGUGGCUACACGAUGGAAUAGUGCAUUCGACAUGAUCGAUAGAUUCCUGGAGCAACAACCAGCCAUUUGCGCUGCGCUUCUCUCUGCUGAAGUAAGAAAAUGUGGAGCCGGCAUCUGCACACUAGACGAAACCGACGUCGCCAACGCAGAAGAAGUUGCUGCAGCCCUCAAGCCAUUAAAAGAGGCAACAAACAUAAUGUCUGAAGAAGCCACGCCGACACUGUCUGUGAUAGCCCCACUACAUGCGCAGCUACUUCACGAAACAAAAGCAGGAUUCUGUGGUGAAACAGCACUCGUCCGGGAAAUCAAACAGGCAAUUCACGAAGAUCUGGCCAAGAGAUACACGAGUGUGACAGACAAAAAUAUGCUCCACAUAUCUUCAAGCCUGGACCCCAGGUUCAAAACACUGCCCUUUCUCUCUCAGGAUGAGCAAAAGGACAUACACUCUAAGGUGAUUGCUGAAGCGGCAACACUUGAGAAUGAGGAGCCAGACAUCCCAAAUGAAGUGCUGGAUGAUGAAGGCCCCCCUGUUCCCAAAAAAAGAAAUACUUCCCUGCUGAAUUUACUAGGCAAGACUUUCACUAAUGCCAGAGAUGUUCCUAAAUCCGCUGGCACCAGAGCUGAGGAAGAGAUGAAGAAGUAUUUGGAAACUCCCUCAUUGUCACUCUCAGAAGACCCCCUAACUUGGUGGAGGUCUCAGGAGACUGUCUUUCCCCUCCUUGCAAAAUUGGCUAAAUGCUACCUAUGCAUUCCUGGUACUAGUGUUGCAGCAGAGAGGGUAUUCUCAACUGCUGGGGACAUAGUAACUGCACAGCGGAGCAUGCUGACUCCAGAACAUGUAGAACCGCUUCUGUUUCUACAAAAGAAUAUGUACAUUCCAGCAGAUGGUGGACUUUAA